UAAAGGAAGUCACGUUUGGAGAUUCUCCUAUAAGUGUUUCGCUGUAUGCGUUGAAACAGCCCUUCUUUAACAGCUCACUUCUUUUUUCACAUUCCUAAAUUCCUCUCAAUCUUCUCCUUCUUCUUCUUUGCUUAUACUUAUUAUAUAACUCUCUCUCUCUCUCUCUGACAAAAUAUCCCAACAUCAGAAAAAAUGGCUGAUGCUUUCUUGGAGAAGGCAACUUCUGCUCUCAGCGAAGCCAAAGAAUCAGUUGCAACCACAGCUGACUCUGUCAAGGCUUCUCUCACUGACGCUGAGAAAACCGUUGCGACCUCCACAGAGACGGCAAGGAGUACUCUAACUGAAGCUGGGAGUACCGUUGCUGCCUCUGCUGAAACUGUCAAGACCGAGGCUGCAGCUGCACCUGAGAAAGUGUCUGGUGUGUCUACACAGGCAAGGGAUGCAGUGGACAGUGCUCUGUCAAGAGGUAUAGAAGGAGCCAAAUCUUUGCUUCAGACUUUUGAAGAGAAGAGGACCGAAGUAUCCUCCAAGCUCGUUGGAGCUGUCUCAAAUGCUGUUGGUGGAGCAUCCAGCAGCACUGUGGCAAACCGAGACCUUCCCGUAUCUACAGACAAUCAGCCUCUGUUAGCAUCUGGUGAGACAACACCAUGGUGGAAGAAUUGUUGUGGAGUUCUUGAUCUUUUCAAGAAAGAUACCACAAGUUAAAAA
This is a messenger RNA of Capsella rubella, 708 nucleotides long. RefSeq lists its product as uncharacterized. The coding region runs from base 193 to 705 and encodes 170 amino acids. The record is from RefSeq and is a predicted model, not a curated record. Lineage: Eukaryota; Viridiplantae; Streptophyta; Magnoliopsida; Brassicales; Brassicaceae. The transcript is spliced from 3 exons.